AACCUGUUUUACCAUUUCGAGCAAAUAAUGUCCUCAAGGACCUUACUUUGUGCACAGUCAUGCAGGAACAAACAAAAAAAAAAGUUUGAAACUGUUCCGACUCAGCAUAUUUUUUAUGUCUAGUUAAAAUGAAGAAUUAAGAUUCAUUGUGAACUCAGGAAUGUUGUCCAAGCCCUCACAAUUAAGAGGUGUUUCCAGAACCUUUGUCCAUAUACUGCAUCUUUACAUUGAGUUGGUAUUAGGUGUGUGUGUGUUUAUAUAUACACAUACACACACAGCGUGUGAAAUAAGUAUUUAACACGUCACCAUUUUUCUCACUAAAUACACUUUCAAAGGUGCUAUUGACCUGAAGAUUUUACCAGAUGUUAGGAACAAUUCAAGUAAUCCAUACAUACAAAGAAAGUUGAACAAAUAAGCCUAGAAAUUAAGUUGUGUGUAAAAAUGUGAAAUGACACAGGGAGAAAGUAUUGAACACAUGAAGAAAAGGAGGUGCAAAAAGGCAUGGAAAGCCAAGACAACACCUAAAAUCUAUCAAUAAUCAAAUGGCAAUCCAGCCACUUGUCAGUAAAAAGGAAUAUCAGCUGGUUCAGUCCUAAUAGAUGGCCUACAAAAAGGUCUCAUUGCCAAGGUGUGAGUCAUGACACAUCUCAUGAUGGGUAAGAGAAGAGAGCUGUCUCAAGACCAUCGCAAAGAAAUUGUUGCAAAACAUAACGAUGGCAGUGGUUACAGGUGCAUAUCUAAGCUUCUGAACGUUUCAGUGAGCACGGUUGAGGCCGUAAUACGCAAGUGGAAAACCAAUCGUACCACCAUAAAUUUGCCUCAAUCAGGUGCUGUUUGCAAGAUUUCUGACAAAGAAUAAUGCAAAGAAUAAUCAAAAAAGUUGUCCAAGAGCCAAGGACCACCUGUGGAGAGCUUCAAAAAGACCUGGAAUUAGCAGAUACUGUUGUCACAAGGAAAAUGUCAAUUGUGUUGGGUCUGAAUCGAUCAGACUACAUGCUGGACCAGAAGGAGGAUGGACCAAUGUCUCUAAAACAGAUCGAGAUCAACACCUUUGCUGCUAGUUUUGGAGGCCUCUCCUCACGCAUGCCUGAUGUACACCGACACACCCUUCAGGUGGCUGGCAAGCUGGAAGAGAACCUGCGCAUCAUUGACAACAACCCUGCAGUGGGUCUGGCCAAGGCUGUGGCCAAGGCCUGGGAGCUCUAUGGAUCAAAGCGAGCGGUUGUCAUGUUCUUGGUGGAGGAGAAUCAGAGGAAUAUCUUGGAUCAACGAUUUAUUGAGAAUGAGCUGUGGAAAAGGAAUAUUGCCACCAUACGAAAGCGUUUUGAGGAUGUCUCUGAAUCCGGAAAACUUGAUCAGGACAAGAGACUGUUUGUUGAAUGUCAAGAAGUUGCAGUGGUCUACUUCAGGAAUGGCUACAUGCCUCAAAACUACAAGUCUGAAAAGUCCUGGGAGGCUCGCCUGAUGAUAGAGUGCUCUUUGGCUGUGAAGUGUCCAGAUAUCAGCACCCACCUGGCUGGAACUAAGAAGGUCCAGCAGGUGCUUGCGAAGCCCGGUGUUCUGGAAAAGUUCUUCCCUGACCAGCUGCAAGUGGUGGAGCAAGUCAGGGCCACCUUUGCUGGCCUUUACACUCUCGACAUGGGAGCAGAAGGCGACAAAACAGUUGCAAUGGCUUUGGCAACACCAGACCGAUUUGUCCUGAAGCCUCAGCGAGAGGGAGGAGGAAACAACAUUUACGGACAAGAGCUCUGUGAGGUUUUGGGCAAAGUGAAGAACAGUGCAGAGAGAAUGGCCUUUAUUCUGAUGGAUAAGAUCCAGCCCGUUUCUACACAGAAUUACCUGCUGAGAAGAGGCACGCCCCUCAAAAUCAGUAAUUGUCUCAGUGAGCUGGGCUUCUUUGGAGCCUACGUCAGGCAGGGUGAAGACAUGGUGAUGAACGAUUGUGUGGGCCAUCUUCUGAGGACCAAGAGUUCAGAACACUUGGAUGGUGGUGUAGCUGCAGGAGUUGCAGUGUUGGACAACCCACUCCUCUUCUGAGAAUGUACACUUACAUCUGGGCUACAAUAGAGGCACUUAAAUGCACCAGCUUUUUACAUUUGUUUUAAUAGUAGUUUCCACUUCUACCUCAUGCAAAUCCAUGUUGAUAAAAGAUGAAGUCAAGUUUGAGGCAAUGCUCAAAAUGUUCAAUUUAAUGUUAAUCAACAUUCCUGAUAGCCGUGAUUUAUUUUCUGUUUCUGUUUUCUGGGACGGUGCUGCGGGUCUGGGUGGAGCAGCCCUCUUCGUCAGUGGUUGUCCGCCCAGAUGGGCCUGACCUGCAGGAGCCAUGCCUCUUAAUCACUCACACCACUCACUGGAUAUAUUUUUCUCACUAAUCACAUCUGGGAACAUAUACAGUGGGUAUGGAAAGUAUUCAGACCCCCUUAAAAUUUUCACUUUUAUAUUGUAGCCAUUUGCUAAAAUCAUUAUCAUUAUUAAGUUAUUUUUCCCCCCUCAAUGUACACACAGCACCCCAUAUUGACAUUAAAAAAAAUGUAAUUGUUGAAAUUUUUGCUGAUUUAUUAAAAAAAGAAAACCUGAAACAUCA
This is a messenger RNA of Phyllopteryx taeniolatus (common seadragon), 2584 nucleotides long. RefSeq names its product glutathione synthetase (gene gss). The transcript is spliced from 10 exons. The record is from RefSeq and is a predicted model, not a curated record. Gene Ontology annotation, biological process: glutathione biosynthetic process. Gene Ontology annotation, cellular component: cytosol. Lineage: Eukaryota; Metazoa; Chordata; Actinopteri; Syngnathiformes; Syngnathidae. Bases 859 to 2037 code for a protein of 392 amino acids. Gene Ontology annotation, molecular function: glutathione binding; glutathione synthase activity; ATP binding.